This is a messenger RNA of Penicillium arizonense, 891 nucleotides long. RefSeq lists its product as uncharacterized. Gene Ontology annotation, molecular function: oxidoreductase activity. The record is from RefSeq and is a predicted model, not a curated record. Bases 1 to 891 code for a protein of 296 amino acids. Lineage: Eukaryota; Fungi; Ascomycota; Eurotiomycetes; Eurotiales; Aspergillaceae. The transcript has 7 exons.
AUGUCACAAAUGGGUAGUGACGGGGCAUUCCAGGUCCCCAAGUCAAAACAGGCUCAGAGCAAACCGGGACUAGAGAAGUAUAUGACGCCGCCGAGUGAGACUACCAAACUUGAGUCAAGCGCCGGAUUCGUUGAAUACGUAGGCUCAAACAAGCUGAAAGAUAAGAAGGCCUUAAUUACCGGGGGCGACUCAGGUAUAGGUCGUUCUAUAGCCGUAUUGAUGGCCAGGGAGGGUGCCGAUAUCACCAUUGUCUACCUUCCACAGGAGCAGGAAGACGCAAACAAAACAAAGGAAUUAGUCGAAAGCGCAGGACACAGUUGCCUGCUAAUUUCAGGCGACUUGAGAAGCAAUCAAACUUGCGAAAAAGCAGUUAAGGAGCAUGUCGACCGGUUCAAGGGAAUCAAUAUCCUUGUUAACAAUGCCUCACAACAGUAUAUGCGUAAAGACUUUACGCAAACUGAUCUCGGGCAGGUUGAGGAUCUCUUCCGAACCAACAUCCUACAAAUGUUUGCUAUCACCAAAUAUGCACUCCCUUACAUGUCAAAGGGAGACUCUGUUAUCAACAAUACUUCUGUUGUCACGUUCCGUGGUUCGAGCAGUAUGGUCGACUACGCUUCCACGAAAGGCGCAAUCGUGGGCUUCACCCGAUCCCUAGCGCUACAGCUAGCUCCGAAGGGUAUUCGCGUGAAUGCUGUUGCCCCCGGUGCUAUUUAUACACCAAUUCAAGUCGAUACAAGAGAUCCCGACUCCAUGAAGGGAUGGGGUUCGAAUUCACAGCUUGGCCGGCCUGGGCAGCCUAGCGAAGUGGCCCCUAGCUUCGUGUUCUUGGCUAGUAAAGAUGCUUCUCUUUAUUCUGGCCAAACCCUACAUUGCUACCCUCUGGGAGAUUAA